This is a messenger RNA of Pelobates fuscus (common spadefoot toad), 1660 nucleotides long. It is a transcript of the gene ST6GALNAC5, whose product is annotated as ST6 N-acetylgalactosaminide alpha-2,6-sialyltransferase 5. The transcript is spliced from 5 exons. Gene Ontology annotation, biological process: ganglioside biosynthetic process; oligosaccharide metabolic process. Lineage: Eukaryota; Metazoa; Chordata; Amphibia; Anura; Pelobatidae. Gene Ontology annotation, molecular function: alpha-N-acetylgalactosaminide alpha-2,6-sialyltransferase activity. Bases 336 to 1283 code for a protein of 315 amino acids. The record is from RefSeq and is a predicted model, not a curated record.
AGGGAGCAGUUGUGUAGAUCAGACAGAGGGUCCAGUUUAAUUCUGUCUCUAAUCUCUGCAACAUCAUCUCUUGCUUUGCUACCCCGGCUACUGCUCUACCUCCCAUCACUUGCCCUGCCUCCCCAUCACUUGCACUGCCACACUAUCUCUUGCCCUGCUUUCCCAGCUCCUGCCCUGCCUCCCUUGUCCCCUGCCUUACCUCCAAAGCUACUGCCCUGCCUCCCCAGCUGUUGCCUCCCUGCGCCCUCUCCUGCACUGUGUACAAUGGCAGCAGCAUAUAGGAGAGUGCCGGGUACCUAGCUGCACAGCCGGCUCCUUGCUGGGAGAUACACAAGAUGAAGACUCUGCUGCGCCAUGGCCUGGCAGUGUUCUUUGCUCUCAGCACCAUGUGUACCAGCUUGGUGAUCAUGUACAGCAAUAUGUACAGUGUGAAGGUUCAGCAGACCCAGCAUGGAACAUCUAUAAGGAGCACCCCCAAGGAGUCUCCCCCCAGCCCUGUCCUAGAAGGGUACAUCAGCGUCGUAGACCACAAGCCCUUGAGAAUGCACUGUAAGAGCUGUGCGCUGGUGACCAGCUCCGGACAUCUACUGGGGAGCAAGCUCGGGGAGAAAAUUGACCAAACGGAGUGCGUGAUAAGGAUGAACGAUGCACCCACUCGGGGAUAUGGACAAGAUGUUGGCAACAAGACCAGCCUACGUGUUAUUGCACAUUCCAGCAUUCAACGAAUCCUGAGAAAUCGCAAUGAACUGUUGAACAUGAGCCAAGGAACCGUCUUCAUAUUUUGGGGACCCAGCAACUAUAUGAGGAGGGACGGAAAAGGUUUGGUAUAUAAUAACCUGCAACUGAUAAAUAAGAUACUACCUCGAUUAAAGGUACAUAUAAUUACGCGGCACAAGAUGCUUCAGUUUGAUGACCUUUUCAAGAAAGAGACUGGGAAAGACAGGAAGAUUUCGAACACAUGGCUCAGCACUGGGUGGUUUACAAUGAGCAUCGCCUUAGAACUCUGUGACAGGAUUAACGUGUACGGUAUGGUAGCACCAGAUUUCUGCAGGGCUCCAAACCAUACAUCUGUUCCUUAUCAUUACUAUGAGGCAAUGGGACCCGAUGAAUGCACCAUGUAUAUUUCGCAUGAGCGUGGACGUAAAGGAAGUCAUCACCGUUUUAUUACAGAGAAGAAAGUUUUUGCUAACUGGGCACGGACUUUUAAUAUUCACUUUUUCCAACCAGAUUGGAAACCAGAAUCACAAUCGUGGAAGUAUCCAGCUGUAAAACCAAUGUUCUAAAGAGUAGGAGUAAGCUAAUCAAUCACAGUAGGCCCCUCCCAGGAGGAACUGAAAAGGAAUUCAACAGAAAUCUGCUGCAUUAUUGGAGUUGUUCUGAUAUUUGGAAGAUUUGUGAAUCUGGACAAUCCUCCUUCAAUCCAAUAUACUUUUAAUGACUCCUGUGUGCACACAAAGAAAAUCCUUGGAGCUCAGACGUUGAUUGGUUUAGAGACUGUACCUUUCAUUUACUUAAUCCAGAUAAAAGUAAUUUUAUAUCCUAAUGCAUUUCUUAAGUAUUUGAAGACUUUCCCAAGUUGCACAGUUCUUAUAUUUCAGUAUAUUAUCAGUGUUUUAUUAGUUGUAUUUAUUGUUCUAAUACAAAGAUUUUUUUCCUAUAA